GCAACGUCUUCUAGAGACCCAGCAUAUUCCAUCGAAUCAUAUUAUUAGCAGUACAACAAUAUCGUUGAAGGCUAUACAACAUGAAAUUGCAAUUAGUUGCCACUCUGGCAAUUUUUGCUUGUGUGGUCGUAUUGACUGCAUCGGCACCCAACAUUGAAGGUUUGAGGAAAAAGAAGUCCACCACAACCAAGGCCCCUAAAACCUCAACAACAACUGCAGCUUCUUCAACCACUGAUGGCACCACUGAUGAACCAGCUCUCCCACAAUUCGAAGGAUUUAGGAGAAGGAAGAAGACUAGCACAACCUCCGCCCCCACAACCGACGCCAGCUCGACCUCUGACCCCAUCGACGAGAGCGCUCUUCCACAAUUUGAGGGCUUGAAGAGGAAGAAGAAGAAGAGCACGACCACAGCUGCUCCCACAACCGACGCCAGCUCGACCUCUGACCCCAUCGACGAGGGAGCUCUUCCACAGUUCGAGGGCUUGAAGAGAAAGAAGAAGAAGAGCACGACCACAGCUGCUCCCACAACCGACGCCAGCUCGACCUCUGACCCCAUCGACGAGGGAGCUCUUCCACAGUUCGAGGGCUUGAAGAGAAAGAAGAAGAAGAGCACGACCACAGCUGCUCCCACAACCGACGCCAGCUCGACCUCUGACCCCAUCGACGAGGGAGCUCUUCCACAGUUCGAGGGCUUGAAGAGGAAGAAGAAGAAGAGCACGACCACAGCUGCUCCCACAACCGACGCCAGCUCGACCUCUGACCCCAUCGACGAGGGAGCUCUUCCACAGUUCGAGGGCUUGAAGAGGAAGAAGAAGAAGAGCACGACCACAGCUGCUCCCACAACCGACGCCAGCUCGACCUCUGACCCCAUCGACGAGGGAGCUCUUCCACAGUUCGAGGGUUUGAAGAGGAAGAAGAAGAAGAGCACGACCACCGCUGCUCCCACAACCUCAGAUGAGCCCAGCACUACAGAAGUACCCAUUGCAUAAGUUUCUCGUAGUAUUUGGAAAAUUAAGCAAUAAACAUUCCAUGCAAAUAAAUUUGCCGACAUAAUUCUUCUUUAA
Folsomia candida is the source of this 1064-nucleotide messenger RNA. RefSeq names its product mucin-5AC. The coding region runs from base 81 to 989 and encodes 302 amino acids. The record is from RefSeq and is a predicted model, not a curated record. The transcript is spliced from 2 exons. NCBI's taxonomy places the organism in Eukaryota, Metazoa, Arthropoda, Collembola, Entomobryomorpha, Isotomidae.